Racocetra persica is the source of this 208-nucleotide messenger RNA. The record is from the annotation of a GenBank genome assembly. Lineage: Eukaryota; Fungi; Glomeromycota; Glomeromycetes; Diversisporales; Gigasporaceae.
AUGGCAUUGUCAUUUGAAUACCCUCCGUAUAGCAGUAAUGCAACAAUUCAAGAUAGUAAAAUCGAGUUAAGUUAUAAUCAACCUAAGGACAUUUCUGAAAAUGAUAAAUAUAAAAAUAUUGAAUCUAAAAGUGACGAAUCUAAGAGUGAGAGUAACGAAUCUAAAGAUGAAUAUUCUGAAUUUGGUAUUAAAUAUCCACUUGAUUCAU